Molecule: messenger RNA, 2781 nt
Organism: Anarrhichthys ocellatus (wolf-eel)
Lineage: Eukaryota; Metazoa; Chordata; Actinopteri; Perciformes; Anarhichadidae
Gene: hgsnat
Product: heparan-alpha-glucosaminide N-acetyltransferase
Exons: 16
Coding region: 30-1781 (583 amino acids)
Source: RefSeq, a predicted model, not a curated record
ACAAGGAAGGCUCGGAAGUGGCGUCUGUUAUGGCAAAAGGGAAGCUGAAGAAGAAAUCACAAGGCACAUCUCCAGUCAUAGGGGCGAACCCUGCAAGCCAGAAAGAAAUGACACAACCAGAGAAACAUAUCUUUUCCCUCGCUGCCCUCGCUUUGGUCGUAGCUGUUUGCGUGGUACCGCUGACAGCUGAAAUAUCUACCUCUGGCCUCUCUCAUAAAAAGCACAUAUCCCUGAAGAUGGAUGAGGCGAUUCUGACAGUCAACAAUGAGCUGGACAGUGACGUGGUGGUGUCCUGGGUGUCAGAGCGAUGCUAUCAGUGUUUGUACCAGCAGCUGGGGGUGCUACCCGCAGGGCCCGGUCCUGGCCAGCCCAGUUCGGCAAACUUCGUUGUGAGCACACAGCAUGAAAUCACACUACAGCUCAACAGAACCUCUAGCAACCUGGAGCUCUGCACGGUUCCAUUCCACUUUGGGGAGCACGGGAACUACUCUCUGUGGGUGAAGAAUCUGAACAACUCCUCAGUAGUCAACUGCUCCGUCGUGACUGAUGCGGACCCCGUCAACAGCUACAUACCGAUCUUGGUAGCUUUCCUUAUCUUCGCUGGGCUGGCCUUGGCUUCUGCCAUCGGAACAAAAAUAUUAGGGCUUGACGUAGUGAAGGGUAUCCUGUUCCGAUUCAGCGGCUCCAUGGAGACGGAGAGGCUCAUCAACUCUGAGCUGGGCUCCCCUAGCAGGACGGUGUCACCAGUGGCCGACAACAUCCUCCCUCCAGCUCCCAGCCACAGCAAGAGGCUGCGAUCUCUGGACACAUUCAGAGGUUUUUCCUUAGUCAUUAUGGUGUUUGUGAACUAUGGAGGAGGGCGAUACUGGUUCUUUAGACAUGAAAGCUGGAAUGGCCUGACUGUUGCAGAUCUAGUCUUCCCUUGGUUUGUGUUCAUAAUGGGGACGUCCAUCGCGCUUUCAAUCAACUCCAUGCUCCGUGCGGGCUCCACCCGCCGUUCGCUGCUGAGGAAAGUCGCGUGGAGGAGCGCGCAGCUCUUCAUCAUCGGCGUCUUCAUCGUCAACCCAAACUACUGCCACGGACCGCUGUCUUGGGACAAUCUGAGGAUCCCCGGUGUGUUGCAGCGCCUGGCCUGGUCUUACCUGGCUGUGGCCUGUCUGGAUCUGUUGUUUGCGAGAGGUCAUCUUGACAUCCUUACAACGGAUGCUUGGUGGUCCCCUGGCCUGGACAUCAUGCUGUACUGGCCCGCCUGGCUGUGUGUGCUUCUCUUAGAAGUCAUCUGGCUGUGCCUCACUUUCCUACUUCCUGUGCCAGAUUGCCCAACAGGCUAUCUGGGUCCAGGUGGGAUCGGGGACAUGGGCUUGCACGCCAACUGUACCGGUGGAGCGGCCGCCUUCAUUGACCGAUGGCUGCUCGGAGAGAACCACAUCUACCAGACUCCUUCGUCACGGAUGAUUUACGCAACUCGUGUGCCAUAUGAUCCAGAAGGUGUUCUGGGCAGCAUCAACUCCAUCCUCAUGGCUUUUCUUGGACUGCAGGCAGGAAAAAUAAUCUUACACUACAGAGAUCUCCACACAAGUAUAAUAUCAAGAUUCCUAAAUGAUGGGACACUGUUGACAUCAGAAUUGAAGGAGGUCAAAUCUGAAAAUAUUAGGAAAGCGGUCCAAACUAUGGUGGUUAUCUGUCACUACAUUAUUUUUCUUUCAACCAGCACAUCUUUUAGUUUUUUAAUUUCUUUUUCCAAAGAUCUUGAGAUACGCAGCGGCUGCCAAACAUCUUAACUCACUCAGGAAGAACGCGUAUGGUGUGGGAAUUUGAGAACUGUGAACACUGACAUUGUUGAUCUGCCAUUUAAUUGUGUUAUAGACGCUCGGUUUUCAUUCCUCAUCUUGCACCGCAGACGGCGGCAGCAGCAGCAGGCUGUUGCAGUGGUGGUUUGUUGACUUCCCUUUGGGAGAAUCCCUGCUGCCAUCUUAAAGUACUGUCGCAUUGCUCUGAAAAGCUGAUGUGGGUUAUUGUGAGACUGACCCUUCCAGAGCAGGAGACAUUAAAAGAGAAAAGGCAACCAAUAAUGCGUUGUGAUCUCCUGUUUCCACUGCAGUGGAUGAUGGACGUGAUAUUCAAACAAGGGGAAACCAGCGUGUAGAGGUUUUUAAAAUAUGAAUGUUAAACUAUCUGCUGCAAUGUUUCAUUCCUCAGUCGUCUUUUUUUCCCCCAAUCCUCUGCUCCCCCAGUGGUGCGACACAUGAAGCUGUGUGUUACCAAGAGCUGAGGGGAAGUGAAGGAGGGCAUGUGAGAUGACUGUAGCCCACUGGAGGGUGCUUGCUUUGCAUUUUUGGUCCAUGCAGAAGGAUUCAUGUGUAUGAGUUUCUUUUUGAUCAGGGUUUUUUUUGUAACACAAUGUUGGCAUUGGCAGAAGUGAUCUGCCUUUCUCUUGCCAAAAGUUAGCUAUUUUGGAGUUUAUAGAAAGCAAUUGUACUGAACAGUAGUUUAAUUAUGGGAUUCUGAGGUGUGGUGACAUCUUAUCUCACCAUAAAACUGUUACUAUUACUCUCACCAUACUGCAUGCAUGUACGAUUGGCAGGUAUUACUUUUAUUAACGCAGUCUGCAAAAUCAUAUGUUCAGUCUGUGAAAUAUCCAAAUGCUGUGGGUGAUUUUUGGAAUAAUUCAUCUAGUACUGUCUAAAUUGAUGAAAAUCAUUGUGCCAAACUUUUAUACAUUUUUUUUUAUUCACAGUUUGAAAAUAAGUUUAUGUAAUAAAAUAUAAAUAUCCAAAACAU